This is a messenger RNA of Anopheles funestus (African malaria mosquito), 1378 nucleotides long. Its product is annotated as probable phosphoserine aminotransferase. Lineage: Eukaryota; Metazoa; Arthropoda; Insecta; Diptera; Culicidae. The transcript is spliced from 4 exons. Bases 161 to 1255 code for a protein of 364 amino acids. Gene Ontology annotation, biological process: L-serine biosynthetic process. Gene Ontology annotation, molecular function: O-phospho-L-serine:2-oxoglutarate transaminase activity; pyridoxal phosphate binding. The record is from RefSeq and is a predicted model, not a curated record. Gene Ontology annotation, cellular component: cytoplasm.
GGCAAUUUUGUUGCCACCGUUGACCACAUUCAGGAACCGUCCGGCGCGCGAUACAGUCGACAAGCUGAGUGUUCGUAUACGUUUGUGAAGUGAAUCAGUGGAGGUCAAACAGGAAAGCACGGUGUAUUCAAUUCCGACGCAACAGAAAACGGUUGCAGCAAUGGUAAUCAACUUUGGGGCAGGUCCGGCUAAAUUGCCUAGGGAAGUUCUGUGCGAGGUACAGAAAAAUCUCGUCGAACAUGGCACGAGUGGUAUGAGCGUGAUGGAGAUGUCCCAUCGAGGAAAUGCUUACGUCGCAUUACACGACGACACAUUGGCACUGGUCAAGGAACUGCUUGAUGUUCCAGAUAACUAUAAGAUCCUGCUUAUGCAAGGCGGAGGAACAGGAUUGUUUGCUGCUGUUGCUAUGAACCUAAUUGGCAAAACGGGAAAAGCAGACUAUAUCGUCACGGGUAGUUGGUCGUCGAUGGCCGCCAAAGAAGCGGCACGGUAUGGCAAAAUUAAUUAUGCAGCACCCAAGCAAGACAAAUACACCGGUAUUCCAGAUCCGAAGCAGUGGAAUCUCGAUCCGGAAGCAUCGUACGUCUAUUACUGUGACAAUGAAACAAUUGGUGGUAUUGAAUUUGACUCUGUGCCAGAAACAAACGGCGUGCCGUUGGUGGUGGACAUGUCUUCGAACAUGCUAUCUCGAAGAAUCGAUGUCAAGAAGUUUGGCGUUAUAUUUGCCUGCGCGCAGAAAAACAUCGGCCCAUCCGGUAUUACGGUAGUAAUAGUGCGGGAAGAUCUAAUAGGCCACGCAAUGCCAAUCACUCCGACCAUUUUCGAUUUUAGCGUCAUCUCUAAAGCGAAUUCAAUUAGUAACACACCGCCAACCUUCAUCAUCUAUGUGAUGGGUCGUGUAUUUGCUUGGAUUAAACGAAACGGAGGAGUCGAUGCAAUGUACCAUCAGUCGAUGAUUAAGUCAGAGUUGAUAUAUGACGUGAUUGCAAAGUCUAAUGGAUUUUACUACUGUCCGGUUGAUGCAAAAGUACGCAGCCGAAUGAACGUACCCUUCCGGGUCGGUGGUGCGAACGGAGAUGAAGAGCUGGAAAAACAAUUCUUAAAAGGUGCAGAAUCGCUUGGAAUGCAGCAGCUGAAAGGUCAUCGCUCGGUCGGUGGCAUCCGUGCAUCUCUGUACAACGCGGUAACGGUCGAGGAAGCAACAUCUUUGCAGCAGUACAUGCUGGAGUUUUUGAAGAAUCACCAGAAAUUGUAAAACCUUUACCCAGCGUCCAGUUUAUUGCCGCAUCGGUGUACGGUUCUUUGCUAUCUACUGGUUAAGUAGAAACAUGUAUUUUUAAUUGACAUUCUCCUGCCGAAAUAUAUCAUCCAAAAUAGA